CAAACAAACCAUAAGAUCGCAGAGGCAGACGUUACAUGCGGCCAGUGUCGCCUGAUCAUUCAGACGACCCACCGGUGACCCUUACACUCCUCAGAUCAGACGACCGGCAGUUCUUAAAUGAUUACGUGCCAUCUUUUCCAUUAAAAUGGGUAAACUGGCUCUGUGAGAGGAGGCACCAUCACUCCCUCUCCCCCACACACUAAUCAGCUCCCACAAAAGACGCAUCCAUUGUAUGAACUUCAGGUGUUGUGGCUAUGACAGUAACCUGGCACUAAAGACGUAGGGGGACGGGCACUUGCGCGCAGACACACACACACGCACUGUCAGAUCGAGAGUUACAGUAAACGCGGGGAGUGACACUAUGGCGUCUGCUCGGCGUGAGGAAGAGAUGAGGCACACGGACCUACUCAGGAUGCACAGUGCUACGGCCCACGACUGGGAGGGUGAGAAACGUAACAAAAAAGAUUUCUACGACGAUGGCACCAUGUCUUUUUUUUGGCGUGCGCACACCAUCACUGCUUUGGUCAUCUUCAGUGGUUUCCUGGUGUACGUGGCAGUAGUGGAAGAAGGAGUGACUGACAGAGACUACAAUGCUAAAAGAGGUCUAAUGGCAGUCAUUUUAGCAUUCUUGUUGUUUGGGGUUAUCCACACACCUGACGGCGUUUUUAUUCGCCCACAUCCUGCUUUGUGGCGUCUGGUUCUCUGCUUGAGUAUUGUUUAUGAACUAGCCUUGGUCUUUCUUCUGUUUCAGACGGUAGAUGAUGCUCGGCAGUUGAUGAAACAUUUUGAUGACAAGCUGGGUAAGCCUUUGCCGGAAAAAGACUAUGGUGGAAACUGCUUUAUCUAUGAUUCCAACCACACCAACCCAUGGCAUAAUUUGGAGGAUAAAGUGGAUGAAUUUGUGCCAACGCAUUUUUUUGGAUGGUGGUUAAAGACACUUAUCCUCAGAGACUGGUGGCUGUGCACUAUUCUCAGCAUUAUGUUUGAGGUGCUGGAGUACACACUGGAGCAUCAGCUACCAAACUUCAGUGAAUGCUGGUGGGACCAUUGGAUCAUGGAUGCCAUUGUAUGUAAUGGUUUGGGUAUUUACCUGGGUAUGAAGACCUUGAACUAUCUUUCCAUGAAGCCAUAUCACUGGCGAGGGAUGUGGAACAUUCCAACAUAUGGAGGCAAACUGAAGCGAUUGGCAGCCCAGUUCACUCCCUACAGUUGGACAGACUUUGAUUGGAAACCCACCUCCAGUCUCAAGCGCUGGAUGGCCAUGCUGGCAGUCAUAGCGAUUUUUCUGCUGGCAGAACUAAACACAUUCUAUCUGAAAUUUGUGCUGUGGAUUCCACCUAAACAUUACCUGUGUGUCAGUCGCCUGGUCUUCUUCUUUAUGGGAGCUGCAGCUAUGCGGGAAACAUUCCAGUAUCUGGAUGACCCCAACUGCAAAAAGGUUGGUCGUCAGUCAUGGCUGAUUGCAGCUAUCAUCAUCACGGAGUUCCUCAUUGUGCUUAAAUUUGAUUGGGAAACUGUCACCAAGCCCAUCCCUCAGCCAGUAGCUAGUGUUUGGGGUGUGGGGCUCCUCUGUUUGGUUGUCUGGACUAUCUUCAAAUUUUAUAUUUUGAGAGAUGUCAAGCAUGAUGUGCCUUCUCCUGUUGAGGGCAACAGCAGCAAACAUUUUAGUGAGGCCACCAAGUCCAGUAGUGUGUCAGGAAUGCAGCUUAGGUCACGCUCCUUCAAGAGCCACAUUUUAAACAACAACCACUGACACAUUCACAGGACAUCAUGUACAGAACGCUACUUCUGGAAGAGCCUGGAAUCAUUGAUGCUGCACUGAUAAGGUCUGCAGACUGUGACAAUAUUCUCUUCUUCAUGUUUUCAGCAUAUCAAGGCUGGACAGUUGUUUUUGUGCCAGAAAGAUCAUAAAAAUUAUUUAUACACAUAUACUCUGCUGCUUAGGGUGUAAACUACAUGGAGCACAAAACUGCUUUUUAACUCAGGAAUGUGUUGCAGGACAGCAGUUUCUUGACAUGGAAGGUAGUAACUCUUAUUUUGAUUACAGAGUAUAGGAUUUGGAACAUGCAAAGAACUUUUCUUUAACCUAAUAUAAGUGCAUAAUAUCUGCAAAGAUUUUUAAAUUAGAAAUGCAAAAACAACUUUUAUGUGAAUUUUAUUAUUGACAGUAAAUUAUUUGUUACUAUCAAGGCCAAAAAUGUGUACAUUCAUAUGUUUUUACAGAGCAUUAUUAGUUGCUUUUGUAAUCACUAUUUUUAGUAUUAAUUUUUUUCAGAUGAUUGUAUAUUUGCCAUAAGAUUUUUGUCUUAAAGCAGUAAUUUAUCAAAACAAAGAGAGCUUAUGUGCCCUGUACGUUGACCUGCCUUAAAUACAAUCAAAAAGCCAUAACCAUGAUUUUACCAUUGAGGAGUUGUGUACCUCAAUGAAUUAGCAUUUAGACAAGACAGACUUGUUGAUCCUGUUUCAUUUGAUGAAUAAAUGUAUGAUGGCAUGUAGAGUGUAAAGUUACACUGUUUACUUAAUGUCUGUAAAUGACUGCAAAAGACUUUAAUUGCAAGUAUUUUGAAAUAAAUCUUGAGAUUUUGACACUUUCUUUAAAUUCACAAAUGUGGGACAUCAUUCUGUCAGCUGACAAUAACAGACCUAAAAACCAGACAGUUUUCAGAAUGUCCUUCCUUUUUCAAAGAAGUCUAUUUUUUGGUGGUGGUUGGUGGGAGGGGCGAGGUGCAUACUUAAGGACAGUGGGAGAUAUUCAGAUUAAUCAAAAGGUAUAAAACUUAAGAAGAGCUUGCUUACAAUGAGAACAAGGAAAAUGUCCUUUUUGUGCAGCUGCCAUUUUCACUAGCUAUAAAGUUAUGAGAGUAGCAUGCAAGGAGAAAGUAUUGCUAGAGUGAGUCCCUAUACUGAUGUCAGACACUCUGUAUGAUAUGCUUUUCAAAAUAUUUUUGAAUGAAAUGUCUUUUGACUGUUUGUGGGUUCAGAUUCAGCUGAUAACCAAGAUAUGAGUAGCUUUUACUACAACUUAAAAAGCUUUAAUUAAAAUUUGGCCAAGUGCAGGUGAAUUCCACAUAUUCUGUGUAAAAUCAUAUAGGAUGUAAUGAAUUCCACAGUUGCUCAUUAUAACGUGGUGUCAUUUUAGCCUGUAGUAGAUAGUCAUAUGACAUAGGAGCUAUUUUUGGCUUUAUUUUUUACAAAUAAAACGCUUUGCAGCUGUACCCUUAGCUUCGUAUUUUUGCCAGCAUUUGACCAUUGAUCUUGGUGCUAUGGUACUAGAGUGAUUCAAACAGUAAUAAAAGAUCCAUACAGUGAAGACUUUUUCACAUUUGUCCAUGUUUACUAUCUUUGCGCAGCCAGUGCUCUAAAGCAAAUGUUUUUGUGGAAUUUACUGUGAACUAGAUAGUGUUUGCAAGGGAUCUUUGCCUUUAGCCUGUUUUCACUUCCACAAAAGUAUUCUGCUUAAUUGUCCCCUCAUACCACCCAUUUCUGUGUAAAAGGAGAAAUGAAAAGUUGACAUGAAGUCUAUCACAUAAUGAGCAGAGAUUGAAGACGCAUCCUUACCUUCUUGCUACUGGCAUGAUUGUAUAAAGUUCUGUUUUCAUCUCUGUUGCUAGCAGUAAGAAUUUCAAGAGCUCACACAUGCUGUGCCUUAGACAAUGAUGACAGUGGGGAUAUUUUUGGUAACCCUUGAAAACAUUGUGGUGGUGUAAUUUUCAAAUUAACAUGAGAGCUUUUUGCUGGUGAUACCCAGCAGAACAGUUUGCCUUGUCAGGUCAGGGUGUGUGGGCUUGCUGAUUACUGCAGAGGUUGUAGGGCUUCACUCUUUAUCCAAAGAUUUCUAUAGGAAACGAUGUCUGAAGAGUGAAGAGGUGGACAGUGUUUGCUUGAAUUGCUUCCCUUGAGCUGGCUGUCAAAUAAUGAUGACCUGUAUCCUUAUAUGGAAGCAUUGAGCUGGGAGAUGUUGGCUGUUGAGAAAUACAAAGUUAUAAGAUAAAACAAAAUUGUCACAAAUCAGGUCAGACUCCAGUGUUUAAAAAAACCCCCAACAUUUCACUAGAUUGUUAUGUAAACUUACUAAUUAAACAUUUGAACAGAGCAUAGCUUAUGAAAAUAUCUGCUGAUGUAUGGAUGUAAAAGCCCUUUUCCUUGUAGGUUCAGUACAUGUAAAAUAAAGGUAUGCGUUGUUUGCUUUUUUUUUUUUUUAAACCUGUCCCUUCUUUACAUGAACAUAAAACUUCCAAGUAUCUAGAAUGCUAGUGUUGAUAUUUUAGGAGAGAUUUAUUCAGCAGGUUUGACCAACAUUUAAAAAAUGAACAUCUUUAAAACAAAGGUUAAAAAAAACACCCAGGAUGGUACAGUCAAUAGUUUUCCCCAAAUCCUGUGAUGUUGUAAUGGAUCUGUGAUCCAGUAGAUUUUCCACUGAUUUUGUGGACUCUGGUGAUCUUGUAGUUUGUUCAGUCUUAUCCAGAGCCAUUGUUUUUAUAAGGAAUUCUGAAAGAUCAUGCUUGUAACAUGUUUAUAGCGUUGUGAACAAAUCAGUAAUCCCAGCCAGUUGUGAUAACUUUCUGGAGAGCACCAUGCAAGUAAAAAAAUGUACAAGUAUAUUAAGUUGACAUGGUUACCAUUUAAGCUUUCUGACUGCACUUAGUUAUGUGCUGCUGACUGUUUAUUGACAGAUCAGGGCGGAAAUUUGUCUGUCAUUUGACAUAUCUAUACAUAUGUAUUGAAAAAGUUUUUUUUCAUAUUUUUCUUUCUAUGGGAUUAGAGCAUAAAAGAAAAAAAAAGGUCUAAAAUAUUUGUGUUUAUAUUGUAGGGUAUUUUAUCCUACUUCUUUUCAUAUUAGGUGAAUUAUUUGUGUUUACAAUUCAUUGUGUUGAUGCAGUCAACUUUCAUUUCACUUUCGAUAGCUUUGUACUAGUCAAACCAUUUCUCCAGUCUUUCUGAAAAUUGGAACUUUGUAGAAAUCUAUCUGUAUGGUUAUUUUAAGAUAUCUUGUUGGCCUGUACUAAAUAUUUUUGAGUAAUUAUUUUGUAUACAUCAAAAAUAAAUUGCCUUUUAAUUUUUGCUUUUGGUCUUGUGACAAUGGGCAGAUAACUGGUAUUGGUAUGUUUGUUUUUUCUUUGCUUUCUGUUCCUCUCACUGCCAUGCCCCAAAAAACAAUAUUGCUGCUGUCCAGAGAAUAUGGUACAUUAAAUAAGUGCAGCAGAUGUCUGUUUGUUCUUUGGAUUCUUAGGAAGCUGUGUUUGCUUUUUUCACAGAAACAGCAUGAUGCAGCAAAUUUGAGGCAUUUUUGAAAUGAAGUCUGGCAGCUUUGCUGAAUGCAAGCACACACACACCACAUGCCACUGGUAGUUUAAUAUUUUUUCCUCUUCAUAAAUGUGAAAUCCUGCAGACUAUUUGUUGGGCUGAAAGUGGCAUGUCAGGCAUGUCUGGAUAGGAUGCAAGAUGUGCAUAGUUAACCUGUAGUGUAUUGGUAAUGGAUGGAGACUUGCUGUCAAUAGCAAUUUGAUGGUAUUGAAUGAUUCAGAUAGGUGUAUGCCAGGUAUCUGUGGAGAAAGACAAAUGAUUAAAGCAUCAAUGGUAGGGAAAGAUGUCAUUUUUCUUCACCCUCCUCUUUACCCCCAAGCAUCCUUGAUAUUGGGGAGUAUUCAGAAAAUCAAAAUAGGAUGCCAUGGAACAGUGUUACUGAUGUUGUGUAUGAAUGUAUGGUAAUUCAUAGACUUCAGUGUGUACUUCAUGCCUUGAAUGUACAGCCAAUAAAAUGAGUGAGGCAAGUC
Pomacea canaliculata is the source of this 5774-nucleotide messenger RNA. RefSeq names its product phosphatidylserine synthase 2-like. Gene Ontology annotation, biological process: phosphatidylserine biosynthetic process. Lineage: Eukaryota; Metazoa; Mollusca; Gastropoda; Architaenioglossa; Ampullariidae. Gene Ontology annotation, molecular function: L-serine-phosphatidylethanolamine phosphatidyltransferase activity. The record is from RefSeq and is a predicted model, not a curated record.